This is a messenger RNA of Coregonus sp. 'balchen', 3046 nucleotides long. Lineage: Eukaryota; Metazoa; Chordata; Actinopteri; Salmoniformes; Salmonidae. The record is from the annotation of a GenBank genome assembly.
AUGGAGGAGGUGUAUAUAGAUGUUGUCCAUAUGGAGGAGGUGUAUAUAGAUGUUGUCCAUAUGGAGGAGGUGUAUAUAGAUGUUGUCCAUAUGGAGGAGGUAUAUAUAGAUGUUGUCCAUAUGGAGGAGGUGUAUAUAGAUGUUGUCCAUAUGGAGGAGGUAUAUAUAGAUGUUGUCCAUAUGGAGGAGGUGUAUAUAGAUGUUGUCCAUAUGGAGGAGGUGUAUAUAGAUGUUGUCCGUAUGGAGGAGGUGUAUAUAGAUGUUGUACAUGGAGGAGGUUAGUUUUUUUUUGUAUUAUAGAUGUUUGGCCAUAGGAGGGGAGGAUGUAUAUAGAUGUUGUCAAUAUGGGGAGCGUGUAUAUAGAUGUUUUGUCCAUUGUGAGGAGGUUUUUGUAGAGAGAGUUGUCCAUAUGGAGGAGGUAUAUAUAGAUGUUGUCCAUGUGGAGGAGGGUUUGUUAAUAGAUGUGUCCAUGUGGAGGGAGGUUUUGUAAUAGUGUUGUCCAUGGGAGGACGGGUUAUAUAGAAUGUUGUCCAUAUGGAGGAGGUGUAGAUAGAGUGGUACAUAUGUAGGAGGUGCUGCAUAUAGAUGUGGUCCAUAUGAGGAGGUUAUAUAUAGAUGUUGUCCUAUGGAGGAUGUAAGCACGAGAGGGGGGGGAAAGAGGGAGGAGAGGUGCAGAGAGAGAUGGGGCGAAAGAGGAGGAACGGGAGCAGAGACGAGGAGGGGACAGAUGGAAGGAGGGGGGUACGAAGAUGUGGGAAAGCAUGGAGGCACGGUUGGGGGUUAGAUAUAGAUGUUUAAUAUGGAGGAGAGGUAUAUAUAGGAUGUUGUCAAUAUGGAGGAGGUAUAUAUAGGGUUGUCCAUUAUGGCGGAGGUUUGUAUAUAGAUGGUGUCCAUGUGGAGGGAGAGGUGUAUAUAGCUGUUUUGUCCAUAUGGAGGGGUGUAUAUAGAUGUUGUUCCAUCUGGAGGGGUGGUAUAUUAUAGCUGUUGUCCUGUGGAGGAGGUGUAUGAUAGAUGUUUCCCUAUGGAGGAGGUGGUGAUAGAUGUGUGUCCAUAUGGAGGAGGUGUAUAUAGAUGUUGUCCAUAUGGGCGGAGGUGAUAUAGAUGUUGUCCCACUAUGGCGGGAGGAAGGGUGGGAUAUACGAGGUUGGAAAUAUGGAGGAGGUAGAUAUAGAUGGUUGGACAAUAUGGAGGGAGAGGUGUGAUAAGAUGCUUGUACAUGUGGAGGAGGCUAAGAUGAUGCUGUCCAUAUGGAGGGAGGUGGUAUUAGAUGUUGUCCAUAUGGAGGAGGUUUUGGUAUAUAGAUGUUGUCCAUAUGGAGGAAGGCUUUAAUAUAGGUGGUCAAAUAUGGAGGAGGUGGUGUCUUAGAGAUGUUUGUCAAUACGGAGGAGGUUGUUUUUUGGAUAUCAGUGUUGUCAUGUGGAGGAGGUGUAUAUAGAUGUUGUCCAUGGGAGGACGGUGUAUAUCGAGUUGUCCUGUGGAGGAUUUGCGGGGAACGAGAUGGUGGGCAGAGGGAGGAGGGGGUAGGAGAGGGGGGGUACAUAGGGAGGAUCGGGCCGGGGAGAUAGAUGUUGUAAAGGGGGAGGAGGGGGGUGGCGAUAGAGGGGGGAAAUAGGGAGGAUGGGAUAGAGAGAGGGGGGUAAUGUGGAGGGAGGUGUAGAUAAGGCGGGUAAAUGUGGAGGAGGUGUAAUAGAUGGUGUACAGGGGGAGGAGGGGGUAUAAGAUGUUGUCCAUAUGGAGGAGGUUUUAUCUAGAUGUUGUCAAUAUUUGGAGGAGGUGUAUAUAGAUGUUUCCAUGUGGCGGAGGUGUAUAUAGAUGUGUCAUUAUGGAGGAGGUAUUAUAUCGAGGUGUCCAUAUGGAGGAGGGUCUAUAUAGCUGUGUCCUAUGGAGGAGGUGUAUAUAGAUGUUGUCCAUAUGGAGGAAGAGUGGACUAUAAGUUGUCCAUGUGGAGGGAGGUGUGUAUAUAGAUGUUGUCCACUAUGAGGCGGUUGAUAUAGAGUUGUCCAUAUGGAGGAGGUUUUAUUAUAAGAUGUUUUCCAUGUGGAGGAGGUGUAUUUUUUGUUAUAUAGAUGUGGUCCCAGAGGAGGAGGGAGAGAUAGAUGUUGUUCCACCAUGGCGGAGUUGUAUUAUAGAUGUUGUCCACAUGGAGGAGGUGUAUAUAGAUGUUGUCCAUAUGGAGGAGGUGUAUAUAGAUGUUGUCCAUAUGGAGGAGGUGUAUAUAGAUGUUGUCCAUAUGGAGGAGGUGUAUAUAGAUGUUGUCCAUAUGGAGGAGGUGUAUAUAGAUGUUGUCCAUAUGGAGGAGGUGUUUGGAGAAAGAUGUUGUCAAAGAUGGAUAGUGUGUGUAUAUAGAGGUUUGUCGAUGGAGGGAGGUAUAUCUAGAUGUUGUCCAUGUGGAGGAGGUUGGUAUAUAUAGAGUUGCAUAUGGAUUGAGGGUAUAUUAUAGAUGUUGUCCAUAUGGAGGAGGACGGGGGAGAUAGAUGUUGUAAGUGGGGAGGAUGCGGGUGAUAGUAGGGUGGUAAAAUGGUGGAGGACGGGGUUUAUCUAUAGAUGUUGUCCAUUAGAGGAGGGUCUUAUAUAGAUGUCGUCAUAUGGAGGAGGUGUUGUAUAAGAUGUUGUUCCCAUAUGGAGGGGUGUAUAUAGAGUUGUCCAUAGGGAGGAGGUGUAUAUAGAUGUUGUCCAUAGGAGGAGGUUGUAAUAUAGACUGUUUGCUUGCCAUACCUGGAUGAGGUUGGUAUACUAGAUGUUGGUCACUGUGGAGGAGGUGUAUAUAGAUGUUGUCCAUAUGGAGGAGGUAUAUAUAGAUGUUGUCCAUAUGGAGGAGGUAUUGAUAUAUAGAUGUUGCCCAAUGUGGAGGGAGGUGUCUAUAGAUGUUGUCAUAUGGAGGGGGGGGGAAGGCAGCAGGCUGAGCAAGCAGGAGAGGCACAGGCGAAAGAGCGGCAGGACGGGGGACGAGAGAGGGGGGAAGGAUGGGGCAGCUACGCCACAGGAUGUGGUCAAUGACGGAAAGAACCGGAGGGGAGGCAAAAGUAGGCGAGGAGACGGCGACUAG